This is a messenger RNA of Tripterygium wilfordii, 1636 nucleotides long. RefSeq names its product AT-hook motif nuclear-localized protein 15-like. Gene Ontology annotation, cellular component: nucleus. Lineage: Eukaryota; Viridiplantae; Streptophyta; Magnoliopsida; Celastrales; Celastraceae. Gene Ontology annotation, molecular function: DNA-binding transcription factor activity; minor groove of adenine-thymine-rich DNA binding. The record is from RefSeq and is a predicted model, not a curated record. The transcript has 2 exons. Bases 513 to 1400 code for a protein of 295 amino acids.
UUGUACAGUGUAAUGAAUUGAAAUUGGAGGGUCAGGUCAGGGGACAUUCAAAAACCAGCUUCUGCAAAACCGCUAAACAAACAGAGAGAGAGGGGGAGUGAUUGUCUGAUGAUACAUUGGAUACACCUAGAUAUGCUUGUUGUACACUGGUGGUGCCAGUCGCAAACGCCUCUAGAGCCCGUAAAAGUCACAGAAGAAAAAAGAAAAAGAAAAGAAAAUCAUCGGGGGGAAGAAAGAAUCUCCUCUCUCAGCUCGCCGUACCUAACUGACUCUGUUGGCUCAUCUUUUUCACAGCUUCGGAAGCAAAUAAAGGUUUAUCUGUGUGUACGUGACUGUUCUUCUGCUCGGUUAUUACAUCCUUGUGGAAUUGUUCUUCUUUUUGGAGGGUUUCUUGUUCUUGUUGGAUCUGAUUAGUUAAUGAUUUCGUGUUUCUCAUGCAAAAACAAGUGGAAACCCGUGAUGCUGGGUGUUAUGAUUCAUAAAGCAGUCAAAAAAGGAAACGUAGAGCUGCAAUGGCGAAUCGGUGGUGGGCUGGGAACGUAACAAUGACUCAAAGAAGAGAACAAGAUUUCAUUGAGACCAACAACAACAACUCCAGCCCUAAUUACACCGGAACCCCAAACCAAGACGAUGAAGAGCACCAAUCCGAAGAACACACUGAACACCACCAUGAAGCCACCGAACCAGGUAGUACCUCUACACUAUCCACAUCCUCUCGCCGCCCAAGAGGCCGACCUCCCGGUUCCAAAAACAAACCAAGGCCUCCCAUUGUCAUAACAAAAGAAAGCCCUAAUUGUCUUCACAGUCAUGUCCUCGAAAUCACGAGUGGCAGUGACAUUGUGGAGAGUCUUGCUAAUUUUGCCCACCGCCGCCACCGUGGCGUGACAAUAAUGAGUGGGAGUGGCAUUGUCAACAAUGUCACACUCCACCAGCCCACAGCACUUGGUGGGGUUAUUACUUUGCAAGGGAGAUUCGAGAUUUUGUCGUUAUCGGGCGCAUUUUUACCAGCACCAUCCCCACCGGGUGCGACGGGGUUGGCAGUGUACUUGGCAGGAGGGCAGGGGCAGGUAGUUGGUGGGACGGUGAUGGGUUCUUUAGUGGCGUCGGGGCCAGUGAUGGUUAUAGCCGCUACGUUUACUAAUGCGACUUAUGAGAGACUUCCACUUGAGGAGGAACAAGGAGAAGGUGAGGGGAUUAAUCCAGUGCAGAAAAAUAGUUCUGGGAACUAUAAUGAUGAUGGUGGUGGUCAGACACAAAGUACGGAAGAUCAGCAGCAACAGCAACAUAGUCCUACAAUGCCAGUUUACAAUUUGCCUCCAAAUUUGGUACCAAAUGGACAACAGAUGCCGCGGGAGGUUUUUUGGGGUGCACCACCUCGUCCUCCUCCUCCCUCCUACUGAAGGUUACAAUGUUUUGGUGAUGACUGGUAUGUGCAAAAGAUUAUGGAACUUUCUUUUUCUUUGGUUUUGUGUAAUACUUUCAUGUGAGGAUACGCUUGAAGGUUGGGACUUUCCGGCUUAGUUCCUGUAAACGAGAAAUUAAUUACUGAUCAUUAGGUUUUUGCUAGCAGUGACUUGAAAAGUUUAAAACUUGUGGGUUUCUUGAAUUCAUUUCAUAAUUUCAUUCAGUUAUCUUC